Messenger RNA from Prorocentrum cordatum, 394 nucleotides. Lineage: Eukaryota; Dinophyceae; Prorocentrales; Prorocentraceae. The record is from the annotation of a GenBank genome assembly.
GGCCGAGCGAGAAGGCGACGUUUGUGGAGCCUGGCAACUCAAGGACAGGAAAGGUCACAGAACAGGAUUUUUACAUGGCCGAUUUCCUGUUGUGUGGGCUCGACGUGCGCCCCGCCCUCCGCAGUCUGGCAGCAGUUCGUGGCGCCGUGUUGGUGUCGGACCAUUUCCCGUUGAGAGCGGAACUGGUGAUCGCGACCACUGGGGCUCGACAGAAGGCUCCGCGAAGGAAUGUAGAGGCGUUUGAGCAGCCAGAGAUUCGAGAUGCUUUCGUAACCGCUUUCAAUCAGGACCUGGAUGACCACGGCGGCUGUGAGGAAACUGCUAGCGAGGUUUGGCGGGUGGGGGAAGCCGCCGUCGCUGCGGCCGCGGCCGCCCUGCCAGACAGGCAGAAGAG